UCUGCCGCCGAGAGAAGCGUCGGCGCGCUCGAUGUCACCGCACGGAACCUGCCCCGCCUCCGCCGGGACACUCCGGACACUGUGUCCAACGCUUCCUCGUCCGGUCGCUGGGGCCGCCGAUGAACCGGUCGACGAGGAAGACACCGAUUCGUGUCAUUCGACGUCGCCCCGACGCUGAGAUCCACCCUUCUCGACGCGCUGAGUGCUGCUAGAUUCGGUGUGCUGUUUUAUUCCACUUUUUUUUUUUUUCUCGAUUGUCGAAGACGCGUUCCCGUGAUCUCCGACCUGUCCUGUGAGGGCCGUGUCAGUCCUCGCCGACUUGAAACUGACAGGCAGAGCUGAGCGUGCCAAGUUGGGAAGAGUUUCGUCGUUUCGGUGGAUCGACGCAUCGUGACUUGUGCCGGUGUCGUUGUGACCUAUAGAGUCCUUCUUUGCACUCUUGGGUGUGCGUCGUCGUCGUUUUGUGUGCCGAAACACCGGCUGGACCCGUUCAGUGCGAAACAUACUCUUCGGCAUAGUCGCGACCAUGUGUUUUGUGUUUGUUCACUUACCUCAGCAAUAGCGCGAACUGUUUUUUAAUUCGGUUUAAGACGAAUAAUAGCGUCUGCUGCAUCGUGAGCGGAAUUGAUAUAUUGUGUUUUGAAGACCUGCCAAGACCUGAGUUCGUCGAACUGUAGUCACCCGUCUUCGAGAUUCAAAAGGGCGAGAUAUACGACGCCUUCGUUCGUCGACUUCACCGAGUGAUUCGACUCGUGCGACGUGGAGGACGUUGUCUUACUUCGUACCCUUUUUUUUAUCUAUAUUUUUAUUCUUCUUUGGAUUGAGAUCCUCAGCAGCUGUGCGUCGAGCCCGGAAAAGCCCAUUUGACAGCGACGCAUCGGUGUCUGUGAUUCAUCCAUCGACUGGCGUUGAUAUUGUCUGAGUAAUCCUCCAACGUCGCUACAUUUGUAUCUUACGUCGAAGUUGUGUCCACGUCUUCCGCUACGUCGUAUCUCCUUCCACUACACCUGUGUCUGCCUCGACUUGAAACACGUCACGACGUACCGAGUCUUAUUUCUUUUCUUUCCUUAAUAUGGUUUUUAUCUUCUCUCGAGGUAUUACUUACUCUCGAGUUUGUUCCUCGUCGCAGGGGUGGUGUGUUUAACACGCUUUAAAAGCUCGUCCGACAUGAAAUCCGUCGCCGGUUUCCGGAUGGGUCCACUAACCACGGCGGCGUCUCCGAACGCGAAGACAUCAACGUCUAUUCGGACGACGUUAGCGAUAAGCGAGCGGAGAUUACUGCGGUCACUUCCGUGUGCUCCGUAAGUCGUGCGCAGGUCUUCAAAACAGAAGGAAAAGAAGAAACGCCUCGGUGUAUCUAUUCUAACAUCGGGGGAAAAAAAAAGCUUGUUAGGAAACAAAAAAACUACGACCUCGCUCUUAUCUACCACGGUCACAAUCUGAAACUGUCGAAUCGACCGGCCGCGUUCGUCGACGACGUCGUCAAAACUGUUUUUGCGACGCGACAGGCUUUACGGCAUCGGCGAGUUCCGCUGCUUCUUCUAAAGGUCAGAGCGGUCUUGCGGUGGACCGCACACGCCGCGCCAUCGAUUUUGAGUGGGAACCGUCUCUCUCGUGUUGUUCCGCUGUUCGUCGUGAUCUUCGUCGCUCCGAGCCUCGUGGGGAAAUCCCGAACAAAAAACAGUGUCCGUCGUCAUGGAGGCGUUCAAGCGACGACACCUCUCCGUGCGCGAGGGGCUUGCCAAGAAAGGUUCUGCCCCCAAGAGGAGGUUUUCUGUCUGCUUCGGCAAGCGGUCGGGAGGCACGGGUCGCCGCAUGAACGAAUGUCUCAUCUUGGAGCCCUCCGAGAUGGUGGUGAUUGACUACCCGGACUGCGAGCUGCUGCGGCCUGGGCAGCGGCAGUCGUGCACUACCAUGAACUUGGAGCGGCUGCUCGCCCUGGAGCCGGACGAGGUGGCCGUGGAGACCAGGCUUCCUCACCACCACCACCUGCAGCAACUUCCGUUGGACUGUCAGCAGACGGCACUGCACAGGGAAGGGCUGCUCAAGUCCAACCGGAGUUCCCGCAGCAGCGACACGUCGUCUGCGUACUCCGGGUCGGACACCAUGCAGUCCGUCCAGUCUUCCCUGGAGGACAACGAGGUGGACUUUACAGGGUUGGUUGAGAGCGCGGUGGACUCCGACGAGGAGGAGGACCUAGCAGAGUCUAUAGAUAGCCUGACAGUAAGGGACACAUAUCACGAGUGCCUCGAGAAGGAUCCGAAUGAUCGGACAGAAGACGACAUCGAGACCCUCCUGGAAUUUAUGCAGCCCUUACCGGCGUUUGCCAACAUGACCCUCUCGGUGCGGAGAGAGCUGUGUGCGGUGAUGGUGUUUGCUGUGGUGGAGAAGGCCGGCACAGUGGUGAUGAACGACGGCGAGGAGCUGGACUCGUGGUCAGUGAUCGUCAACGGUCAGGUGGAGGUGGAGCUUCCCGACGGAACAGUUCGGGAGCUCGCCAUGGGAGACAGUUUCGGCAUCACACCCACAACGGAGAAGAUGCACCACCAGGGCACGAUGCGGACAAAGCUGGACGACUGCCAGUUCGUCUGCAUCGCCCAGGGGGACUACUACCGCAUCUUGCAUCGCAGCGAAGAGAACACAUGCAAGCACGAGGAGGACGGGCGUGUCGUCCUGGUCACCGAGCACCGGACUGUCGACUCCGGCAGCCGGGAGGGUCACAUUGUCAUACGGGGGACACCGGAACGCCUGCUUUCGCAGUUGUUUGAGGAGAAUGCCCUGGAUCCUGGUUACAUUGAGGACUUCCUACUCACCUAUCGCACAUUCAUUCCAAGCUCACACGUGGUCUGCACCAAACUGCUUUCCUGGUUCAAGGAUCCAGCAUUACGGGAUAAGGUCACAAGGGUCGUCCUCCUCUGGGUGAACAAUCACUUCACCGACUUUGAAACAGACUCCGAGAUGAUGGAGUUUCUGGAGCAGUUCGAACAAUGCCUCGAGGCUCAGAAGAUGCACGCUCAGCUGCGGUUGCUGAACAUUGCCUGUGCCACGAAGGCGAGGACGCGGGUGGUCACUCUUGCGCGGUCUUCGCGGGACGACCUCCUUCCGUUCUCGAUCCUCGGCGGUUACGAGACCGGCAACGCCAUCUUUGUGGCCAAGGUCGACAAAGCAAACUCCAAGGCAGAAGAUGGCUGGCUCAAGCGAGGCGACGAGAUCUUGGAAGUGAAUGGCCAAAGCUUUGCAACCAUGUCGCACACUCAAGCCCUGGAGAUUCUCAGGAAAGCAACGCAUCUUUGCAUCACUGUCAGGUCAAACCUUCUUGAGUUCAAAGAGAUGUUGAACAACCCGGAGAAGGCGAUGCGUCCCCGGGGCCGCAAGAGCUCGGAGUUCUCGCGUCUCCAGCCGGACUCUCGCCUUCGGCUGUCCUCGCACCUGGAGUGGGGGGACGUGGUUGGACUCCCCCUGGGUGUCGGAGGACUCCCCCUAGGGGUCGGCUGGAGCCCUCAUCCGGGCACCGCACCCGCCGGAGCGUCACCCGCAAUCGGAACGGGCACGACCGCCGCACACGCGCCGGGCGCGGUGACGACGGCGGUUGUGGUCACCGGGAACGGAGACUUGGCCAAGGAGGACAAGAAGGGCUUCAUGACGCUGGGGCACCGUGCCAAGCUGAAGAAGGCUCUGGCCAAGAUGAACAUCAUCCCCAAGACGCUGAACAGUGAGUCACAGCUGAACAGCUCGGACGACAGCCUGUACUCGACGCACAGCGGCUCCAGCGUGGGCUCGGGGGGCGGCGUGCGGGUGGGCCGCAGCGGGUCGUCUCCCGCGCAUGGGGUGGGUAACGGGGGCCAGCUCUACCACAGCCACAGUAACCCAGACCUGAGCUCGCUCCUCGUGACCCACUGCGGCGAUGCCGAAGGACCCACCCGGGACUUCCCCGAGCACGUGCUCAAGGUGUACAAGUCGGACCAAACCUGCAAGUACCUGCUCGUGCACAGGGAGACAACAGCUCGAGAAGUUGUGAUGCUGGCCCUUCGGGAGUUUGGUAUCAGCGACUCUAGCAGCCUGUACUCCCUCUGUGAGGUGUCUGUCGGCGAGGGAGGCCUGAUCAAGCAACGCCGUCUGCCCGAACAAAUGCAGCACCUGGCGGAGAAGAUUGGCCUCAACAGCCGAUAUUACCUCAAGAACAACUCCUCCACCGACCCCUUAGUACCUGACGACCUGGCUUCCGAGCUUCUGCGGGAGAGCCAGGUCAACUUCCUGCAGUUGAACAGUGUGGAGGUUGCAACCCAGCUGACCCUGGAGGACUUCAGCAUUUUCCGCCAGAUUGAGCCCACCGAAUACAUAGACGACCUGUUCGAGGUCAAGUCUGCCUACGGCUCCCCGAUGCUCUCUCUCUUUGCCGAGCUUGUGAACAGGGAGAUGUUCUGGGUUGUUUCGGAAAUCUGCGGAGAGUCUAAUCCCAUUCGGCGGAUGAAGACUGUGAAGCAGUUUGUCAAGGUCGCAAGACAAUGCAAGGAAUGCAAAAACUUCAACUCCAUGUUUGCGAUCCUGAGCGGUCUGGGCCAUGGAGCCGUGUCCAGGCUCAGGUCCACCUGGGACAAGCUUCCGACCAAAUAUCAGAAGAUGUUCGAGGAUCUACAAGAAUUAAUGGAUCCUUCGCGGAACAUGUGUAAAUACAGGAAUCUCAUCAACAGUGAGCAGAUGAGGCCACCCAUUAUUCCCUUCUACCCCAUCGUCAAGAAAGACCUCACAUUCAUUCAUUUUGGAAACGACACCAUUGUGGACAAUCUGGUCAACUUUGAGAAGCUCAGGAUGAUUGCCAAGGAAGUUCGCCAACUCAUGAACAUGUGUUCAGUUCCUUACGACCUCUACACCAUGCUGGAGGCUGGAGGCAGCCCGCUGAAUCCCGCGCUGGCGUCGCUGAACAGCUUUGCGGCUGCGGCCGUGGCUGGUACGGGGGCGAGCGCCAUGCUGGCGCGCAGGCGCAAGCGCAGCACCGCCCAGCCGAGCCCCAAGAAGAUGUUUGAGGAGGCCCAGAUGGUGCGCAGGGUCAAGGCGUACCUGGCACACCUGCGCGUGGUCACCGACGAGACGCGUCUGCUCACCAUGUCCAUGGAGUGCGAGCCACACCCCGUUCCUCCAGCGAUCCCGGUGGUAGUGCCGACCAAUGUGCACCCUCAGCGCAAGCGGAAUCCUUCUCCACGCAAGCGGCACCCAUCGCCUACAUUGUCCACAGCAAGCAGCAACAGCAGCACCUCCGAAGGGAAAAAGUCCAUCAACUCCGCAGGCGGCGUCAAGUUUGGUACAGACUCCCCCCAGGCGAUGCGGAAGCUGCUUGCCCUGUCUGACCAGAGCAAGGUGCGGCCCCACCAGCCGCCCCGGCCCCCCGCGUCUCCGUCCCCCGGGAUCAAGCGGAGGGGCUCCACCACCCGGGAGCUGCCGUCCCAGGCCACGGCGGUGGCCGGCGCCACCUGCCACGGCCGGUCCCACUCGGACACCGGCUACGUCCAGCCCGUGGACUUGUCCGCCGAGAGCUCGAGCGUGACCAGCCUCAACAACCUGCCCCUGCGCAAGUCCCACGUGUCCGCAUGUUCGGUGACCUCUGCGGAUAGCGGCGUCGGAAGCUACCAUUCCUCUCACGACAGUGACUCCAGCCGUUGUUCCAUCGGCUACGACAGUCCCCAGCAGCGACGUCCCUCAGGCGGCGCCGCACCCCCGUCUCCUCCCUCUUCGAGAAGCCGCAAGAGCACGCCUCCUUUCCCUCACGCUGUCCCUGUCUUGCCGCCCCUUGCACCUGGGCAACUUCAAGGGCCCAUGUCUCCCUCUUGCGUGCUGAUGCCCCCCCCUCCCCCGCGAGAGCCCCCCCCAUGCCCCAAGGGGGGGGCCGCCGCGGCCCCCCCUCCGCCGAGGAGGCCCCCAGACUACAGCGUGGCUGCACAGAUGGCACGAAGCCGGCAGGCGCUCCGGCUGGCCAGGGCGCACUCCCACGAGGGGGUCUACGCCGGCGGAGUGGAAGCGCCCCUCCUGGCAGCGGACCAUCCGGAGGGAGAGGAGGAGGAGGAGGAAGAGGAAGAGGACGAGGACGAAACGCAAGUCUCUGCCGUCUGAUCUCUAGCGGAACAAGUUUGUCGUCUCCAAGGACUGCCACACCCGGGGGCACGGGUCACUAGUCUAUUGUACGAGGUUGAUCGGCACGCCGUCAAGGAAGUUGUGUGUGUAUAUGUGUGUGUGUACGUAUGCAAAGACACUGUAGUUUUGUACAGUGGGGAGCUAACCUCCCUCUCUUGUUUCUUGUUUUUUUUUUCAGUCUCCCCUUCCAUUUCUUCUCGCACACCGAGUGUGUAAAAAGGGGAGAGAGAAGAGCAUGCCCACACAAAAACCAAAGAUCUAGUGAUGUGUACAAAAAAAAAAAAGACAGUUUACAAAUGUAAUUAUUUGCUGCACCCAUUUAUGCAUAUGAGUACUAUAUAGAUACUAUGACAAUGUUGAGCGAACCGACAACGCUUCCACUCUACACACAUAAAUGCCGCUCCGACGACAGACCACCAUCGCACCCCUCAUUUUUUAUGUUCGCCCACGUGUCCCCUCGGCUGUGUGGGUGUACGAGCUUUGUACAUAGGGGUGGCUUGUUUGUGUACCAAAGGCAUGUUUUUAUUCUUUUUUUUUGUAAGCCUUUCUCAGCUGUGCUGGGAUUUGUCUUUGUCACGCACAAUCUUCCAAAGGUACACAAUUAGUUUCAUCUUUUUUUCUUCUCCCAAGAGUGUGCAUGUUUUCUUUGGGGCAGAGCCAGAAAACUCUAGCUUCAGUAAAAAGCUGUGCAUGUACCAGAUUUCUACGUAUAUAGAGAAAAUAAUAUAAAGCACACAUGCCCAUUUCUGAACGUGUUUUUAUCUUCUGCUUUGCAUGUGUCCUUUUUUUAGACUUAAAAAAUGUCUAUCUUUAUUACAAAGAAAAAAGAAGUAACCAAACUGGCAAGUUUUAGUUUCACCGUAGUUUCUUCUCAGAAAGUUCACUUUUAGCCUGGUUUCGGCCUCGGUGGCAUUAUUUGUGUCGUCCAAGGAAGCCUGGAUCCAAGUCCGCUCUUGCACUCGAAAAGGAGCUCGGAACAAUUUCCCAAUCAGUAUUAUUUUUACAUCAAAGCACCGUUAUUUAGUGAAGCUGUCCAACUAAAUUCUGCAUUUAGGAGCACAAUAGCGUGAUUGUAACCCACUGUGGUCUGUCUCGAGUUGUCCAGCAGAGUGCUUUUUGUCUACUUAAGUUUCAAGUUGUGUGGCUAGCGAAGAAAGAAGUGUCCGGUAUGUCAAGCGGUGUCAGCGUGCGAUCGCCGUGGUUGACGUCUGGUGAUGUGCGGGGGAUGUGUUUUUGUGUUGAGGUUGGCCACAUGUGUAGAAAAAAAGUCCCGUCGACUCGAAGGAAGCACUCCACUACGUCUAGUUUCUUGCCCGAGUGUCCUGUGGCGAAGUCUCUUUUGUAACAUCACCUUUCCGAGAUAUUUUUGUACUGCCAGACAAAGUCGUGCUGUGAAAGAGAGGGGUCGAGGAAAGAUCUGUUUGUAUAGUGGUCAUAUCAGAGAACUGUAAAUAAGACAAAUCCAUAAUAAAUAUGGAAACAUUCA
Messenger RNA from Ixodes scapularis (black-legged tick), 7612 nucleotides. RefSeq names its product rap guanine nucleotide exchange factor (gene PDZ-GEF). Lineage: Eukaryota; Metazoa; Arthropoda; Arachnida; Ixodida; Ixodidae. The transcript has 28 exons. Gene Ontology annotation, molecular function: protein binding; guanyl-nucleotide exchange factor activity. Gene Ontology annotation, biological process: positive regulation of GTPase activity; Ras protein signal transduction. Gene Ontology annotation, cellular component: plasma membrane; apical plasma membrane. The coding region runs from base 1696 to 6105 and encodes 1469 amino acids. The record is from RefSeq and is a predicted model, not a curated record.